UUCGUCGUGGAUUUUAUUUCCAUUCUUCUGAAAAUCAUCUUCUUCCUCCCUCCCUGCAAUUCCAUCCAUCCUCUCCACCAAGAAGAAGAAGCAGAAAUGAACCCUACAAUGAAGAAGAUUCAGGCCUCCGAACUCCCUUCCUCAGGGAAAACACCUCUUACCCCCGCAAGAAAUCUCGCCAGAAUCGCUCCAUUCAUCGCCUUUCCCCUUCUCUUCAUCACCGUUUUUGUCUACUGUAUCGCCCUUGCUCACUUUUAUCCCAAGAAAUUCCCCACCGUCGAUAAUGCAUUCCAAUAUCGAUCCCUAAAUCGCUCCAAUAAUUCUGCGCCGGUCGCCGGGAACCACUCAAUUGUUAAUCUGAAGAAUCCUCCUAAUCGAGAUAUUAAUAAUAGGAAUCCUGCUCCGAUCGCCGCCGGAGAUGAUAGGAGAAAGAGUGAAGAAACGGUUAUGAGUAUAACUGAUAAGAACUGCAACCUGUUCACCGGCCAGUGGGUGAGGAAUCACGAAGGAGAACCGUACUACACGAACGCGACUUGUCACGCAAUCCAGGAGCACCAAAACUGCCUCAAAUUUGAGCGACCUGAUACCGAUUACUUGAAGUGGAAAUGGAAGCCUGACGGAUGCGAACUCCCCGCCGUUGAUCCGAGCGAGUUUCUCCAACUUGUUCGCGGUAAGGCCAUGGCGUUCGUCGGAGACUCCGUUGCUAGGAAUCAGUUGCAAUCUCUCGUUUGCAUCCUCUCCAAGGUUACGUAUCCUCGAGAUUUGUCCGAUCCACUGGACCAAAACCGACGCUACGAAUACAGAGAAUACAACUUCAACGUCUCUCUGUUCUGGUCGCCGUAUUUGGUGAAAACCGGCGGAUUAACGGACGACCAGAGGCGACCGUUCAAUCUGUAUCUCGACGAGUUCGAUCCUCUCUGGCCGAACGAAAUCGCGCGUUUCGAUUACGUAAUCAUCUCCGCCGGCCACUGGUUUUUCCGACCGACGUACUUCUACGUUGACCGCCUCCUCGUCGGCUGCCUCUACUGCACGGAGUCCACAAUCCGCCAGAGAUCCGCCGGAUUCAGCUACCGGAGAGCCUUCCGGACGGCCUUCCGCGCGAUUAUCGAGGCGGAAGGAUUUAACGGCGUGGUUUUCCUGCGAACAUUCUCUCCGUCGCAUUUCGAGGGCGGACGGUGGAAUAAAGGCGGCAGUUGCCCUCGGACGCUGCCGUUCGGCAGGAACGAGAGCGCCAUGGCGGAUUAUACGGCGGAUUUGUACGGUAUACAGCUGGAGGAGCUCAGAAUUGCAGAGAGAACCGCGGGGAAUCGCCAUGGCGGUGAGGUGAAGCUGAGAGCGAUGGACGUGACGAAGGCUAUGCAAAUGAGGCCGGACGGACAUCCCAGUAAAUAUUGGCAACGGCCAGGGGCAAAUCCGACAUUUGGCUAUGACUGCGUGCAUUGGUGCUUGCCGGGCGCCAUUGACACGUGGAACGAAUUUUUGAUGGAAUUGCUCAAGAGAGAAGAGUUAAAUACGACAUCGUAUGUACCUACACAGUUGAGAAACAAAACAAAAAUCUUCCCUAUUCGUGUUCUUCUCUGAAAUUGGAGGACGCCUUCCUUAAACCGAUCGAUGUGGUCUUUAGUUUCCAGCCUUGCGACUUCUAGCCGCGGUGCCUGUCCUCGGUAAUAGCACAGCUGGGCAGCGGCGACUCCGGUGGUCGGCGAUUCCUCCGGCAGCAACAACAGCU
This is a messenger RNA of Andrographis paniculata, 1729 nucleotides long. Its product is annotated as protein trichome birefringence-like 19. NCBI's taxonomy places the organism in Eukaryota, Viridiplantae, Streptophyta, Magnoliopsida, Lamiales, Acanthaceae. Gene Ontology annotation, cellular component: Golgi apparatus. The transcript has 3 exons. Gene Ontology annotation, molecular function: O-acetyltransferase activity. The record is from RefSeq and is a predicted model, not a curated record. Bases 97 to 1581 code for a protein of 494 amino acids.